CCUUCCAACCACAGCUUUUUGUUCUCCCUCCUCGAUAAGAGCAAAUCUAAUCUCUUUCCACAUUACUGCCCUUCCAUUAUAGUUUGAAGAUAGCUUUAAUGCCUCCCCUUUCCCCUAUCUUAAUUCUGCCCCUCUUCAGGCUAAAUAUACAGGUUUUAUUGGCUUAAAACUGCCCUAAAGACUUUGAGGACAUCCUGUUUAUAACUUUCCUCUCAACCUGUAAAGAUGAAACUAUUUUACAGACUGACCUUCCACCCAUUGCUUCUGGUUCUUCCAGAGACCUUCCAGGGCUCAGAGGUUGAGGGGUUUGUUCAGGGUCAAAUAGUUCAGCCGAGGCUCUUUCCACAUGCCCCUUUCCCUUGCCAUUUGUGAGUUUCUAGGGGUUGAGAAAGCGAAGGCAGGAGGUAUUUACAAAAUGUUCGUGGAAUUGCACCCCAACUUUUGCCAGAUUCCCAGGGUCAGGGGAAAGGGAGCCAGAACCCUAGUCCCUGCCUGUUUAGAGGUGUGGGUAUCUGGAGGCCAGGACCUGAUGAGGGAAAGGGAGGGACUAGAGGGUGAUAAAUUGCAGCUAUGCUUUGAGGAGCCGAGCCCGAGCCACCCCAACGACUCCAGGAGGCUUGAAUGGGAAAGGGGUCCGCUCUGGUGUCUGUGAACCUUAAGUCGGAUCCUUGGGCUGGAGUUUAGGAAGUCCCCCCGCGGAACGAGACCAACUCACCCUGAGCUCCUGGGAAGCCCCAACAAGCCACAGAAAUGGGCUGGACGGGGCCACUCCUUCCGGCAACUGCCCGAGCCAGGCAGGAUUCCGGAGCACCAAGGAAGGACCACUCUAGGACACUGGGAGGCCCUGCCACUUCUAUGAUUCUCUUUUCAAUCUUCCGCUCCCUUCGCCGCCAGUGUUUUUACUACUAGCCGGGGUCUUCUCCAGACUAAACCAUUCAUUACCCAGAGUGGGGGUGAGCAGAAAGAGGCGUGAAGGAUCGUACCAUGUCUGGAGGGAAGCGCAGUGCACUCGCGACCCAGAGCUGGUCGAUGUGUAUCAGUCAGAGCUGGAUGCUCUUAUUCCCUUCUCAUCAGGUCUAGAUUUUCAGCUACAUGACAGUUCAGGCAAACCUGUCACCAACCCGCAGAAUUCUCGCUGCGCCUCGGAGUCAUCCCGGGGACCCCGGACAGGAUUGGAUAAACCACCUCCCAAGGGGUGGAAGCUUGGGGGCAGUACUUCCGGUCUGCCGGGUGGUUUGGAUCCCUUCGAAGGGUCGUCCCGGGGUCCACUAUCCCUGGAGCCUGGGGUGAGUGCGGGCCCUGAGGGAGGGAAGAUGGAAGAAAGAAGGAGGAGGACUUUGAAGGGACCCGAGAUUGAGGGAAGGAAGCAGGCAUGGGGCUGCUUGAUCGAGAGAAUGGAGCCCAGAACGGCCAGCCAGCAGACCUGUAUUCGAAUUCUGCUAUAGACAUUUAGAACCAGUGCCAGUGAGAGCAGAUCACUGAGCCCCUCUGAGCCCCCUUCUCCAUUUCGCCAAAAUGGGGAUGUAAGUGGACAGAACCCUGAUCUUCUGGUUAGGAAAACCUGCGCUCCAAUCUCGCCUGUAGAGUGUAAGCCCCUUGAGGGCAGGGGUGGCUUUUAGCCUUGUUCUUGUCUUCAGUCAUUUAAUAUGUUUAAAGAAGUCUGGGUCUGAGUGUAAUCCUAAUAUAUCUAUUCCAGGUUUUGGAUUACUUUCUUCCCAAAUUGUUGUCCAUUUUCAUCACACAUAAAAUUACAUAUCGAAACAAAAAAGAAGUGGGGAAAAUACCUUUCAUACAGGAUUGGUGUGAAAGAAACAUCGUAAGCCUUCAAAGAUGAUUCUACUAUUUGAGUUAAUAAGCCAAGUAUCAGGAAUAUUAUGAUAAAAAAUAAGCUAUCCCUUCUCUUUAAAAAGUUUACAUCCUAGAGCACAAAGCAGAUAAGUAAAUAAAAGGUCAUUGUGUAGGUAGAGAGACUCAUCAACUAGAGGGUCAGAAGGGCUUCCUAUAGGAAGGAGCACUUGAAAGAAGCUGGUAAUUCUAAGAAAUGGAGCUGAGGAGAGAAUACAUUUCAGACAGAUGAGUCAGUCAGUAAAUAUGAAGCACACUGUGCUGGGCACUGUAAUAGAUGCUGGAGAUAAAAGACAAAAAUGUUGGAAGUAAGGAAGGAUAGGAAGAUUUGGAAGGGAGGAGAGAAUACAUUUCAUUCAUAGGGAAAAGUUCACAGACUUGGAAAUGGAAAGCCAUGUAUGAAGAAUAGUAAGAAGGCCAGUUUGGGUAGAUUUACAUAGUGUGAGUUAAAGGGAGUUAUGUGUAAUAAGACUGGAGAGAUAUUUUGGAACCAGAUUUUUCAAGACUUUAAAUGCCAAAAAGUGGAAUUUAUUUUUAAUACUCUAGAUAUUAAGAAGCCACAGAAGCUUAUUGAGUGGGUGAGUAACAUAGUCAGAUCUAUACUUAAGGAAAAUCCCCCUGGGUAGCUAUAUGGAGAAUAGAUUGAACUGGGGAAAGACUUGAGGCAAGAAAUGAAAUGUUAUCUAUAAGAAGACAGCUAGUGAGCCAGCUUGCCUGAAUAUAGACUAUAUUAAGGGGAACCAUGUGACAUAAUAACAAAUUAUGAAGGACUUUUCAUGCUAGAGUGAGGUGUUUAUGUUUUUAUAGGCAUGCCUAAAGCCACAAACACCUGUAUUCGUCCUGUCACACAGGUAAGAGGAGAACCAGGAGAAAACAGUGUCCAAAAAACUGAGGGAGUAUAAAAGAAGAGGGUAGUGAAUUGAAGUGGUGCACAUCAUAAAGCUAGUCCAGACACCCAGAAGUUCAAUUAAUGGAACCAAUAUUUGUUUAUUAAUCUAUUGAUUAAUAAUAUGUACCUAACUGGCCAGGGCAGCCUUCCUAGUGAAAGCCAUGCUGAGGCAAAAUUACACAGUUUUUUAUAGGUUUACAUACGUCAGAGAGGUAAAAAAGUAAAAUGAGCUCAUACAAAACUAAUGUAGGAUAUAUGGCUUUAAGUUUUUAAAAAUGAAAUAUGGCCUGGGGCAGACUGACCAGGGAAAUCAGGUCUUAUUGGGCACAAGCCAGAUGUACCAUCCACUGGGGAAGAUGGACAUUCUUUGUAAAUCUUCUCCUAUACCUGAUUUAUCUCAUCCUUGAGGAACCAGCCCCUGACCAUCUGUUGUUACAGCCUGAGAAAGCACAUUCCUUAAGCCUGCUUUUUAUAAGGGAAAAUAUACUUUGUUGAUUACUACCUUUACCAAUUAAUCAAGGACUUUGUUUUACUCUUAUUUCAGAAUAUUAAAAAAACCAACAACCUGCAGAUAGGUAAAAAAAAAAAGAGGAAGUCUGAGAAAAGGCCAUCAUCCAGAUUUUGCAACUAAGAGGCCAUUGAUUACUGUCAAGGGUUGUGGAAGACUGGUAAACUAGUAAACUGUUGUUGGAACUAUGAAUUGAUCCAACUUUUUUGGAAAGUAAUUUGGAAUUAUGUUAAGAAAGUGACUAAAAACCAUAUCCUUGGAUCUAGAGAACCAAGCUAGAGCUAAAACCCAAGCAGUGAAGUGAUGUAUAUACCAAAAUAUUUACAGCAACACUUACUAUGAUAGAAAAACAAAACAAAACUAGAUUCCUGUCAAUUGGAGAGUGGUUAACAAAUUGUGUUACCUAAGUGUAAUGGAAUAUUACUGUGCUAUUUAAAAAAAUACAGAAAAGCAUGGGAAGACAUAAACUGAUAUGAAGAGAAGAAAAGACAGGAAAACAAUAUAUGCAAUGACUUCAACAAUGUAAAUGUGAAAAACAACAAUAAAGUAGUUUAAACUGAAUACUGUGAAAUUAAUAGAAAGACCAAGAUUUCUUCCCCUUCUUUCUUUGCAGAGACAUGGGACUAUGGAUAUGAAACACUGCAUGUAAUGUUGGACUUGGCUGAUAUGUCAGUUUUGCUGAACAUUUUUUCUUUUAUUAUUUGGAAUAGCUCUCAAGUCAGGAGUGAGGAUAGGGAUAUAUAGAGAAACAAAGAUCAUAUAAAAACAUAAACAUAAAUACAAUUUUUAAAAACAGAUCAUCAGUAAUUUUGGAAAAAACUUAUCUCUAGGAGAUACUGAAAGCCAGAUUGCAAGUGGUUGAGAAGCAAGUGAGAGGUGAGGAAAUAAAGGUAAAGAGUCUAUAAUUCUUAGAAUACACUAAAAGGAAGAAAAGAGAAUAAUAGUUUGAAGGGUUGAGAGCUUCAAAGGACUUAAAAAUUUUUUUUUACUUAUAGCCUUAAAAGAAAGUACUGCAGAUUCCUUCUGUACCACCUUUCCUUAUAACAAACUGUCACAACCAUUAUAUCAAAUGAUCUUUUUUAAGAAUGAGAAACAAUAAAGAAUUCAGAGAAAUAUGGGAACUUUUGUAUGAAGUGAUACAGAGCCAAACUAAGUAGAAUCAAGAAAAAGAAAUAGACUGCAACAAUGUAAAUUAAAAAAAAACAUUAAAAGAAAGUAAAACAAUAUAAGUGAAAAAGGAAUGAAUGUGAUGAAGAAUGGGUAAUGAAAUACUUCUUUGCCUCAUGGCAGAGAAACAGGAGACCACUAGGUUAGAAUGUUGUACACAUUUUCAGUUGUACUCACUUUAUUGAAUGUUUUUGCUUAAUUGUUUUGCCUUAUCUUAAGGGAGGGUUCAGUCUGGAGGGAGGACUGAAAUGACUAUGAUGUAAAGAUAAAAGACAUCAAUCAAAAUAUAUUUUUAGCUUCUUUUAAUGAAUUGCUUUAAAAAUAGUUAGGGAGACCUGUGCAUAUUCAUAUGUCCACAGCAAGAAAAGUGCCAGUAGUAAAUAAGGAGAGUUUGAAGAUUGAAAGGAGGAAGGUAAUAGUUGAAAGAGACAACUACUGGAAACAGUGGGAUCUGAGCACAAUUGAAGAGUUUGCCUUUGGCGAGCAGAAGGGUAGCCAGCAAAGAUGGAAAAAGUGGGAAAUGAUACUGAGGAAUUUGAGGUAUUGAAUUAAGAGAAAAGAUAGUCAUGUUAGGAUUUCUGUUUUCCUAGUAAAAUUAGAAACAAGGACCUCUGCUGAGAAAGAGAAAGGAAGAAAUGGUGUCGGUUAUUAGAAAAGAGACCACAAGGUUUAGAAUUGUAGCCUUGAGGAGUGUGAUGACAGGGAAAAAUAAAAGGAUUACUGUUGCAGCUAGGAGGACCCACUUAGAUUAGUUAACAUAACUCCAUAGUGUACCCAUUCUGUAGGAUUGUGUGAUUUCCUCUACUGAUAUGGAAAAUAUCUGAGCAGGGAAAGCCAAGGUAACCCAUGGUAAGGUUUUAGGAGCAGUAGGACAAUGGGGCAAGAGAUUCAACAUUAGAAUGCUAUAUAAAUGUAAGUUGUAAUUUUUUAGAGUCCAGGUAACUAAGAUAAGUAUACCUAUUUCAUAGAUGAGGAAAAGUGCUUGAGAGAGAUUAAAGGCCUUGUCCAUAGUCACCCACCUAGGAAGUUUCUGAAACAGGAUUUGAAAACAGACCUCUCCCAAGUCAAAAUUCCACCAUUCUUUCCACUACAUCAAAUUGUCUUAUUAUAUAAAGUUCUUUGCAAAUCUUAAAGCACUAUUUAAGUAACAACUGUUUUGAUUCUGCUCUUACAUCAUCCUGUAUUACCUAAUGUCUUUCAGUAUGUCAUUAUAUUUUUUAUAUUUUUAAUUUCUUAAGGCAUGAUAAUAUUCCAUUAACUUUGUGUGUCAGAUUGAGCCGUUCCACCAUCACUGACCAUUUAGUGCCAGUUUUUUUGGUAAUAAAAAUAAUGCUGUUAAAUUUGUUCAUACAAAUAGAUCUUCCUCCCCCCUCCUACCCUGUCAUACACCUAAAAAGGGAAUCUUUGAUCUAAUUAAGAAAUUUAACUUAAAGUAUGAAGAAGUCACCUUAAUGGAAUUAUAGUAUAUUAGCCAUUGACUGAAGACAGAUGAGGGAUAUAGCAGUUGAUGACUAAAGAAUCAGCUACACUCCUAGUAUCCUCUAAGGCAGCGACUCUCAACCUCUCAAUUUGUAGCAAUGAGAAUACAUAAUGCAUAUCAGGUAUUUACAUUUCGAAUCAUAACUGUAGCAAAAUUACAUUUUUGAAGUAGCCACCAAAAUAAUUUUUUGGUUUGGGGUCACUGAAACAUGAGGAAUUGUAUUGUGGGGUCUCGGCAUUAGAAAGGCUGAGAACCACUGCUCUAAGGUAAAUGAGACAAUCAGCGAUUAAUUCUGUAAAAAAAGGGGUCAAGAAGAGAAUCAGCAAUGGGGAAAAAGUCAGUUCUUGAAAAUGCCCUUGACCUUUUCCCUUUGAUUCUCUUCCAUUGGUACUUCACAAAACUUGAAGUAGGGAUUACAAUGAAAGUAUAUGAUCAAAGGAGACAUUAGGUCCAACAGAGAUCAGGUCUAGACCUAGCUGUAAGGUUGAAUUUAGUAUCAAGGAACCAAGAAUCCAGUGCCUGAAGUGGGGAUCCUGCACAGAAGAUGUCAGGCUUCAGCCUGGGCUCCUGUUCAUGAUAGGGUUGUGGGCUCCAAUGUUUUUUUGUGAGCAUGGCAGUACCCUGUGCCAGGAUGUCAGCUGAGACUGGAGCCAUUGGAGAUUUGUCAAGUAUCAGAGUUCAGGAGUAGGCUCAGGGAGGCCAGUGGAACAGCUCACCUUGUACAUAAUUUAAGGAGGUCCUGCCAGGGUUGUACAUUGUCUAGGCUAAAGGUGUUCUUUUUGUUUGUGCCUCUCCAUUGUGAAUUCUGUGUAUGUCCACUCUUCCCAUUUAAUCUAUUGUGUGUUUGUAGGCAUGUGUAACCUUCAUUUAUGAGGAUUAUAUUUUGUUACCACUGUUAUUUUGGCAUUUCAAUAAACACCUGUUUUGUGUAUUAAUUGUAUCCUCUGAAUGAGUAGAGUAAAGGUAAAUAGGCGGGUGGGUAAAGGGGUAUUGUGAAUUAUAAUUUUAGAAGGUUGGAUCCAUAGAGUACAUUGAAUUUGCAGUAGUUCUCUAGGGGAUCCAACCUACAAGUGCAAAUCAGGAUAGCCUGAUGGAACACUUCAUGUCCUUUAGGAUAUAGUUUUAAUAAUAGGAUCACUGGGUCAAAGGGUAUUUAGGUUUUUUUCUUAAACACUUAUUAUAUAACUUCCUAUUGCUUUCCAGUUGUACCAGUUCAAAACCAUCAAAAAUGUAGUAUGAUGCCUAUUUCUAAUUCAAUGAGUAUAAGGUAGUUAUUUCACAGUUCUAAUUUGGAUUAAUUUAAUAAAGAGUUUGAAUACUUUCUCAUGUGGUUAUUAACAAUGUGUUUCUCCUUUUAUUAUCCUUUUUAAGUGACAAUCACAAAGCUUGUGUCAUAAUGCUAUAAUAGCAAUUUACUUAGGUGGUAAUGAGGGCCUACACUGGGGAGCAGAAAGGAAAAAGUAGAUUUGGGUAUUACUACAUAAACAGAAUCAGUGGAAUGAGGAAAAGGAAGAUUCUUUUUUUUUUAACCCUUACCUUCCAUCUUGGAAUCAAUAUUGUAUAUUGGUUCCAAGGCAGAAGAGUGGAAAGGGCUAGGCAAUGGGGGUUAAGUGACUUGCCCAGGGUCACACAGCUGGGAAGCAUCUGAGGCCAGAUUUGAACCUAGGACCUCCCAUCUCCAGGCCUGGCUCUCAAUCCACAGAGCUACCCAGCUGCCCCAGGAAAAGGAAGAUUCUGAGAUAAUCCUAAAAUGAUGAGCAUGGUAAGGAUUUGAUAGUCAUCUUUGUGUAGAUGACUCCCAUAUUUCUUUUUUUUCAGGCCUGAUCUUGCUUCUGACCUCCCAAUCCAUAUCUCCAACUACUUACAUGGUAUCUCUACCCAGAUGUCAGUGGUCAUAUUAAACUUAACAUGUCCCAAUUAAAAUGUUUUUCUUCUUAAAACUACUCCUGACAUUACUAUUUUGAUCUUUGACAUCACUUUGGACCUCAUCUCCUUCUGGAUAUUCUCUCCUUAAAGAUGAGAGAUCCCUUAACGUGGAUAUUGCUUAAGAAACUCGUUUUCUCUGUAUUUCUUUUUUUUUUUUUAAACCCUUACCUUCCAUCUUGGAGUUGAUACUGUGUAUUGGCUCCAAGGCAGAAGAGUGUUAAGGGCUAGGCAAUGGGGGUCAAGUGACUUGCCCCGGGUCACACAGCUGGGAAGUGUCUGAGGCCAGAUUUUAACCUAGGACCUCCGGUCUCUAGGUCUGGCUCUCAAUCCACUGAGCUAUCCAGCUGCCCCCUCUCUAUAUUUCUUGAUAAUCUUGUACUUAAGCAAGAUUGCCUAGAGAGAGAAAGUGGCCAGAAGAAGGAAAUGGAUAACAGUAUAAAAAACUGCAGAGAAAUGAAGGCUGUUGAGAACUGAAAAAGAUUAGACUUAGCAUGUAGGGAAUGAUUGACUCUUGAGAGAAUAGUUUCAAGUAAGUGUGGAAUACAGACUGCAGGUUGGCUGAGGAGCUUGGAUAGUAAAGAAGUAUUGGCAUUGGGUAUGAUCAACUUAUAUACAGUCAACAGGAAAGUAAUUGAAAUGGUAGGUUAAAGGGAUAGUAGGGUCAAGGUAAAGUUUUUCUUAAGGUAGAGGAGAAGCUUUUUAAAAAUUCUCAUAACCCAAUAUAAUUUACUCUUUUUCCCAUUAGCCUACCUACUCUAAUUUAGCUGCCUGCUUUCCUAUUCUCUUCCUCACUUCUUAUUCCUUUCUGGAUCUCUCCCUGGGUACAGAAUUUGAGAAUAAGAUGCUAGGCUCUAUUUCCAAGGGCCUGGCCAGAAGAGGAUCUUCAGAAUCAUGGAGAACUAAAUAGCAGUAACCUUACUACUGCUUACUGAUGGUGAACCAAGUGCAUUUGGAGACUAGAGUAUUUUAUCCUUAAUUAGCUAAUAACUUCUACUGAGGUCACACUCUGAUACCUCAGUAUAGCAUGGAAUAGAGCCUGGCUUUUCAGAGACUCUACUAAUACAGCAUAAACUGACAGGUUUCUGUUAGGCCAGAAAGGCUUCAGUUGGUGUCAGUUAUCUCAGUUCUACUCUACUGAAAUGAGAAUCUCAUCGUUAGUUGGCUGGCUAUGAAGUAACAAAUUUUUUUGGGUUGCAGCAACUUAUGGAACCAGCUAUUUGAUGUUUUAUGGGAAGGUUCCAAAGCAUCAAUUGUCUUUAAAAUCCUCUUCUAGGUGCAGCUAGGCAGCUCAGUAGAUAGAGAGCCAGGCAUGGAGAUAGGAGAUCCUAGGCUCAAAUCUAGCCUUGGACAUUUCUUACCUAUGUGACUGGUGAAGUCAUUUAACCCCAAUUGCCUAGCCCUUACUGCUCUUCUGCCUUGGAACUGAUACUUAAUAUCUACAGAAGGUAAGUGUUUAAAAAACAAAACAAAACAAAAAAGCCUCUGUUGAUUAGUAGCCACUGAAAGCCUCAAUCAAAAAUUCUUGAUUUUAGAAAACAGUAACAUGAAAGCAAUAUUUAUUAAAAUGUAACACCUCUAAGGAGAGAGUGCAGUUUCAGUAACAACCUUCAAGUUUGUAAAUGGGACCUGGUUAUUAAGUUACUAGCUGUACAUUGUAAUGGGGGGAGGGGAGGAAAUGAACUUGAAAUCAAUUUUGAGAUAUGUUAAACUCCUAUUUAAAAGAAGAGACCUUGAGUAAAAUUCCAGUAUUUCUGAAUUUUCAAUCUUUUCUGAUGGCAAAAGUUGUUUGAAUAAAAUCUUGUGAAAUCCAUGUUUGUUUUAGUGUGAGAGUAAAAGUAGUUUGAAAGGAAAUUGAAAUAUAAAGGUGUCUGGAGGAGGUUGCAAUGGAAAGAACAAAACUUAGCAUCAAGGGACCCAAGUUUGAGCAAAUCACUUAACCUCUCAAUAUCUCAGUUUCCUCAUUUGUAAAAUGGGAACAUUGGAUUAUAUGACCCCUAAGUUUCCUUUUAACUCUAGAGCCAUGAUCCUGUGAUUAAAGAAUAGAGAAGAUUUUUAUUUGCUUUAGGGAAAGGAGCACCCACCCAAAUGAAUUGAUGGGUCAACAAAAUAUUGAAAUAGUUUAUAACAUAUAUUAGUAGUAGUAGUCUCUUGGUAACUGAGGAUGACGAUUGUCUUUGUGUGCUUUCAUCUGUAAUGUAGAUGAGUGUGCACAAAGACACUUGUGCGUGAAGGAGAUUUAAGUGGAAAAGUCGAUGCACAGAGACAGUCCCACUCUCUCGGCGUUGGAAGCCUGAGUCCAUUGGCACGAAAAAUCUGGAGACUUCCUCAGCUGCAUUGGAUGGCUGUGUUGUCCUUUGUGCUCCAACACGCCUUAAGCACUCCACAGUGCUUUGCUGCAUCGCCCUCUCAGCCCUUGAACCUUCUUAUUGGUUUCUUCCGUCUGUUCCGCCGAAGCAGUCUUCACAUGCUGGGUGAGCAAAGCCCUGGUUCACCAGGGGUCGACGAUGACCCGAUGGCUACCCUCACAAGGUUUAACCUGCCUGUCAAAGCUGUUGCCUUGGGUGUGGCCGCUGCCACAUGCCAGCAGCUACUAGGAGCCACAAGUGAGAGCUGGGUGUCAGGUGGGGGUCAGAGGUUGGAGAGCUGCCCUAGGAGGGCACAACAAGCCCUCCAUACCAGAGAUACUACUCCUCCCUGAGCACCCCAUACACCCAUAUUUACUGGUAAAGAAUAUGAUCUUCUGGUUUUAUCUUUUGCCUAGGAUUCUUCUGAUCUUUCUGGGCAACUAGCACACACCUCCAUUCAAUUCUUUAUUUCUCUAGACUUCUACAUGUUCCCUCAUUUGGUUUUAAAGCCUGGUAUUAUGCCCAAGCUCCCAACUUCUUUGUACAGAUUACAAUAUUUGCAGUUGUAGGGGACAGCCAUGUUCUUGUAACUGGAAUUAGUUGUUAGGAAUUGGGGCACUUAACUAUUUAUCAAAGAUAUCUGUACCUUGUUCUGGACUUGGUUUUCCUGAUAGGACAGUGGAUAAAGGGCUGAACCUAGAGUCAGUAUGACUCAAGUUCAAAUCUGGCUUCUAGCUCUUAAAACUUUAAUGUGACCUUGUACAAAUUACUUAACAAAUGUUAUUUGUUUGCCCCAGUUUCCUCAUUUAUUAAAUGAGGAUAAUAAUAGCACCUACCUUCCAGUGGUGUGGGGGCAAAAUGAGAUGUUUCUUUGGUAGUAAAAUAGAUUAUGGUGCUUUGCAGACCUUAGCUUUAUAUUGCUAAGUAUUCUGGCUUUGAUGUCAUCCACAUAUACUGUGUGAAAAAAAGCUAUCGGCUGAAAGCUCAAUAUGGAUAGUAUAAUGUGACAACCAAAAAUGCUAAUUAGUAAUACUUGAUUGCAUUAAGAGAUCAUGUCUAAAACAUGGAAAGUGAAAGAAAUUUGCUUGCUGUAUUCUAUCCUAAUCAGGUUGUCCUGGAAGUGUUGUUUUCAGUUGUUUAGGAAGGAUAUUCAGCAAUGUAAAGUGCAUUCAGAGGAUAGAUAAUAAGACACUUGAAAUUCUGUUGUAUGAAAAUUGUUUGGAAGAACUAGGGAUAUUUAGCUUGGAGAAGAAAAUAACAUAACAGUUGUGUUCAAGUAUUUAAAAGCUUCUUUGUCCAAGAGGACUUUACUGAUAGCAAUGAAUAGAAGUUGCUGAUAUGCAGAUUGCCACUUGAACUUCUACUUAGAUCUAUUCAGAAGAGGAAUGAACUACUUCAGCAGGUAAGUGGGUUCUCCCUCACUAGAAGUCAUACUGUGAAGACUGACCUGUUGAAGAUGUCAUUGUCGAGGACAUUCUUUGGGGUAUUUGAGUUGAAACAGAUGACCCUUUUGGUACCUUUGAAUUCUAAGGCGUUCUGAUUCUGUGAAGUCUCUGUUGCUCCUCUUUGUGUGAAGUCCUAUGGAUUUUCUUAAUCCUUCCAACUUUCUCCACCAAGGCCUUCUCCAGGGCCAUGUUGGAGUGGUUUUAGGUAGGUCAAGCCAACAAAGUUUCUGAGGUACAACCUUGGUAAAUAUAGAGAUGCUCAUUGUAAGUAGAGCAGAUGCCUAGUAAUGAACUUUUUGGCCCUGGAAAUUCACAAAACCAUGGAAAAUACAAAAGGUCCUCAUUUCUGAGCAGUCUUUAUCUACUUCUGCAGAGGUGCUAUAAAGUGACAGGAUGGUGUCUGCUUGCUGUUGGUAAGAUAAAUUUAAGAUCCUUGUCCAUUGAUCAAUGAGUAGACAAGUUAUUGAAAAAACAACAUCAUGUCGAUUUUUAUUUUCUCAGCCUAAAUGAAAUGACAUAAAGAAGUUGCAGCCAAAUGGAACGAUACCUUGUAGAUUAUGCCUUGUUUGCCCUAAACCACUGAUGUUUGGACAUCUUGAAUAAAGGACACCUACAGCACCUUCAUACUUGCUUACAUUUCUCACUCCUGGAUAAAAAGAAAUUCAAUAGAUUCCAUCCUGAAACAGAGAAACAUUUGGCAGAUCUUUUUAUGUUGUUUAAUGUUUUAUUGAUUUCUUUUUUUAAAUUUUUCACCACUGUCAUUUCCUAAUAUUCUUUCCCCUACUCAACAUCAAAUCCUCCUUGGUAACAAAGAAAAACAGCUGAACAAUAUCCACAGACAAAACAGCCAUGCCAGUUAGUGUACACAGCAUACAGCUCCCAUAAUCCUUCAUAUCUCUAUUGUGAGAGGGGAAUGUGUCAUCUUUUGCUCUCCAAGAUCAAAUCUAUGACAGUUCUCUGUUAGCAGAUCCUUCCAGGCAUUAUCUCGGGUUUUUGAAUACUUCAGUAAUUCUGGUUGCAAUCUAUAUCAUUAGCAGGGGCAUCCAUGUCAAUCGAGAUUGCAAAACCAUUGAAUUAUUUAUGGUGUCUCAGUUGUUUUGAUAUCUUAAAGAGUUUGUACCUUUUUCACAUUUGGUUAUUUAUCAUUUGUGGGUUUUUUUUAAACUUCCUUUCCAUAUCCUUUUAUCACUUGAUUUCUUUGGGAACCCAAAGAUGCAUGAUGUUCCGUUUCCAUUAAAGUCAUAUGUUUCUAAAUAACAAUUAAGUUUCUGGAAAUUUUGUUUAAUAAUUUUGGAUUUGACCUAGUAACCAUUGCUAUUCUUUUCAUCUUAAUCUCUGCCUGAUAUUUGUGACAUUUGGGAGGAGUAUUAACACACCUUAUCUGGCAUGUAAACUGAUCAGAUGCACUGUCAUGACCCUCCCAGUCUAUCAUUUGCACAAUUGCUAAACUUAGUGCUUUGGUGGUGGUACAAGAUAGGAAGAGGAAUCUAUCACAAGGUCAUUGGAUACUUCCAGGACAAAACUGGGGAAGCCAAAGAGGAGGGAGUGGGGAAGCCUUCUUGGGUAAUCUGCUCUUACUCAUGGCUCCUUCCUUUUUCUUUGGUUCUAACUGCUCCUCAGAUUUCCAUCCAUCUCUCUGAGGGGCCCCUGAGAUAUCAGAUGAUGGCGGCUAAAUCCCUGCCAAUGGGGCAACAGGCUUCCAUGAUGUUUGAAGACAUAGCUGUGUACCUCACUCAGGAGGAGUGGGGCCUUCUGGAGCCUGCUCAGAGAAAUCUAUACAGGAAUGUGAUGAUGGAAAAUUAUAGAAACAUAGUCUCUCUAGGAUUUCUAGUACCCAAACCUGAUGUGAUCUCCCGACUAGAGCAAGGAGAAGAGCCAUGGGUCCUGGACAUGCAGGAACUGGAGGGGACAAAGACCUUGAGAGCUAACCCUUCAGGCUAUGAGACUGAAAUUAAGAACAAGGUAUUUACUCCAAAGCAAGAAAUAUCUAAGAAAAUGGAAUCACAUACUUUAUCAAGAAAAUUCAAAGUAGAUAGUCUUCAAGGACCUAAGUGUGAUAAAGGUAAACAUAAUGACAAAUUCAAAUAUCAGAGGAAAUCUUUGAGACAGAUAUUAAGGAAAUUGUCUUCCCAGGAGAAAAGUUUUAGUUCAAGAACAAAGAUACAAAAGAAAAUACUCACAAAGCAGGGAGGCCAGAAAUGUAAAGAGUUGGGGGAAAAUGUCACUAUGAACUCAAGCUCUGUUAGACAUUUAAGGGUUCCAACAAAGGAAGGACUCCAUCAAAGUGAUACAUGUGGCCAAAAUUUCAAAGAAAGUGCAGACCUAAUUAACCAUCAGAAAGUCCAUAAAAGAAAGAAACCAUAUAAAGCUAAAAUAUGUGGGAAAUUGUUUAGGCCAAGUUCAAUUCUCAGUGAAUCUCAGAGCAUUCACGUUGGCCAGAAAUCACAUGAAAACACUGAAUCAGAAAAAACCUCCAGCCAGAACUCUAAUACUAUUAAACACCAGAGAAUUCAAACUGGUCAGAAAUAUUAUGAAUGUAAUGAAUGUGGGAAAACAUUCAAUGCACGGACAUCCUUUAUUCAACACCAGAGAAUUCACACAGGAGAGAAACCCUAUGAGUGUAAUGAAUGUGGAAAAGCCUUCAAUGCUCUCUCAUCCUAUAUUCAGCAUGGUAAAAUUCACACUGGAGAAAAGCCCUAUGAGUGUAAUGAAUGUGGAAAAUCCUUUAGCCAGCGUUCUAACCUUAUAAAACAUCAGAGAAUUCACACUGGAGAGAAACCAUAUAAAUGUAGUAAAUGUGGUAAAGCUUUCAGUGAUCGUUCAUCCUUUGUUCACCAUCAUAAAAUUCACAAUGGAGACAAACCUUAUAAAUGUAAUGAGUGUGGAAAAGCUUUCAGCAAAAACAGAACCCUUAUUCAGCAUCAGAGAAUUCACACUGGAGAGAAACCCUAUGAGUGUAAUGACUGUGGAAAAACUUUUAGCAGGAGCUCUAGCCUUAUUCGGCAUCAUAAAACACAUACUGGAGAGAAACCUUACAAAUGUAAUGAAUGUGGGAAAGCUUUCAGUGCCCAUUCUUACUUUAUUCAGCACAGCAAAAUUCAUACUGGGGAGAAAAUAUAUGAAUGUAAUGAAUGUGGGAAAGCUUUCAGUAUGCGUGCAUCUUUUUUUCAGCAUUGUAAAAUUCAUAGUGGAGAUAAACCCCAUCAGUGUAGUGAGUGUGGAAAAACUUUCAGCCAGAGUUGUAACCUUAUUGAUCAUCAGAGAAUUCACACUGGAGAGAAGCCCUUUGAAUGUAAUGAAUGUGGAAAAGCCUUCAGUCAGCGAUCUGGCCUUAUUCGACACCAUAAGAUACACACAGGAGAGAAACAUUAUGAGUGUAACAAAUGUGGGAAAUCCUUCAGGCAGAGCUCUAAUCUUAUUAAACAUCAGAGAAUUCACACUGGAGAGAAACCUUAUGAAUGUAAUGACUGUGGCAAAGCCUUCAGUGACCGCUCAUCUUUUAUUCAACAUCAUAAAAUUCAUACUGGCGAGAAACCUUUUGAGUGCAAUGAAUGUGGUAAAGCCUUCCGUCAGAGCUCACAACUUAUUCAUCAUCAGAAAAUUCACACUGGAGAAAAACCCUAUGAAUGCAGUGAAUGUGGGAAAGCUUUUAUUUUAAGCUCUAACCUUAUUCAACACCAGAGAGUUCAUACUGGAGAGAAGCCCUAUGAGUGCAGCGAAUGUGGGAAAGCCUUCAGCCAACACUCAAACCUUAUUCAACAUCAGAAAAUUCACAAUGGAGACAAACCCUAUCAAUGUAGUGAAUGUGGAAAAGCCUUUAUUCUGAGUUCUAAUCUUAUUCAACACCAGAGAGUUCACACUGGAGAAAAGCCUUAUGAGUGUAAUGAAUGUGGGAAAGCUUUUAGUAGGCGAUCACAACUUAUUCAGCAUCAGAGAAUGCACACUGGAGAGAAACCAUAUGAGUGUAAUGAGUGUGGGAAAUCCUUCACUGUACGAUUAUCCCUUAUUCAACAUAAAAGAAUUCACACUGGAGAAAAACCCUAUGAAUGUAAUGAAUGUGGUAAAACCUUCCGUCAGAACUCUCAUCUUAUUAAUCAUCAGAUAAUUCACACUGGAGAAACUCUAUGAUAGCUAGGUUACUACAUGAUUUCUGUUUUAAAAUUCAUCUCUUAGAGGUUUAUUUACCUUUCAAAAUGUAUCCCUCUAAUUUUGGAAUGCUACCAUGGAUUGGUGAAAGGGUGCCUCAAUUUUAAGAGCUGAAUAUCCAGAAAAAUAUUUUCUCUAGGGUUCAAAAGAUGUCAUUCUGUUGUAGUCCUUACAUAUUUAACCUUACAUUUCCAUACCUUUAAGUAAACAUAUGAAGAAUUAUAUAAAAUAAACAUUAAAACAGUUAAGCUUAAGUACUCUUAAGCAUUCACACUAUUUAAAGAAAAUAGAGCAAAAUGUUAUUAAAAGACAAACAUACAUUUAGUUGGUUUUCCUUCAGUACUCAACAACUAUUUAUGCAUACUGAGUGCCUGAUAUAUGCUUGGUCCUAUGGAAGAUACAAAAUGCAUAAUUCAGAGAACUUUCUCUCACAAAGUUUACAAUCCAGAUAAGAUAUACAUGUAAAAAUACGUAAUACAAUAUAAACAUGAAAGUCUGGUAAGAGAGGUACAAGUUCUAUGCGCCUUCAAAAUAAGGAAAGGUCAUAUCUAGAUGGAAAGGUCAUGAAUGGUUUCAUCAGAGAGAUUGACCUAUUGGAUUCAUCUAUCAAGGGGCUGAUGUAUAGAAUUUUAACAGGCAAAAUUGAAGGAGAUAAGAGUGACUGCAAAAUAGUUUCAAACAGAAUGGCAUAAAAUAAAUGAUUAUUUAAGCUGAACAAAUAUCCAGGUCUUGAGAAAAUAACAGGAAUUUUGAAGUUAAGUUGACCUGAAGUUCCAGAGCUAUUCAUAAACUCCUCUUCCCUAUCCCAGGAAUAUUUUGACACUUUAUAAAUUAAGUAUGAAUUAUGAGAAAAUUGUCCAUGCAUAAAAUUGGAAUCAGUUGAGAAGAAACAAUAUGGCUAAGGGAGUAAGCUAGAGCCUUGUAUCACAGGUUUUUAUCCCCUUUUAAAAAUUUACUCAAAAAUCAUCUGCAUUAUUAUGUGUUUAUUUAAGUUUUAGCUGUUUGUCAAAGUUUUAUAUUUCAUGAAAAUGAAAAGUCAUUUCUAUUUCAGGCAAUUGUGCAUACCACUCAUGCCAUAAUAUUCCUGCAAUAGUAUGGUGCCACCAUCUCCUGACAGUACCUAGAUUAUAGGAGAUUCUAGCAAAGAAACUAAAGUGACAAGAGUAAUCAUCAUCAAUUUUGUAUCAAAAGUCUUCAUUGUCUGGUCUUUUAGUUGAUGUCAGAAUUCCAAUAGUUUUGCUCUUACCUCCCACAGCCAGCCUCUUCCAACUACUUGAAGGAAGGAAAUUAGGCACUGUCCUUGUGACUCUCUCAGCAGCCCACAUCUCUAAUAACUCUUUCAAUUCUCAGAAGAAAGAAGUGUAGCCAUUUCCUGACACUGAGAAUGUAGACACAAUCCUCUCUAAAGGUGUUCAAUGGUUGAGUUUGGGGAUUUUCUUUCCCAACUGUUCAGAUCACUCUCCUACCCCUACCUGCUUAUUUGCUGGAUGUGAUAUAAUUUACACAAAAAGUUAAGAUUGUCCCAGAGUCAGACCUAUUAAUCUGAUGUCUAUUAAUGAAACUUUUGUCCAUGUUAUUGAUUCAUUUUUCAGAAUUUCAUUUAAAUUGUCCUCAAUCAAAAGGUAAUUUUAUUGGGAAAGGAUGAAUGCUGGUUUUGGAGUACCUCACCUUACCUCACCUUAAAUCCCAGAUCUAUAUAUAACUUACUACCUGUGUGAUUUUCACUUAGUCUAAAUUUUGUUUGGGCUUUAGUUUCCUCCUGUAUAAGUUAAGGGAAUUGUAGUAGAUGAGCCUAAGGACCAUUCUAACUCCAAAUCCAUGAACUGAAGUCUAGCUACACACCUUUCUGCUCUUUUUCCUGGUAUAAGGUAAGGGGAAAGACAUGAAAGAAGCUUAGAAGUGUCAUCAGUCCUAGGUCCUGUGGGAAGGGGAUGAGGAUCAGGAGCACAGGAAGCAGAUCUUUGGGUAUUUGUCUUAUAGGGCUAGGAUCAAAUGUGUUAUAGGAAAAUUAUCUACAUUAGUGCUGUUAUAGAUGUUAAAAAAUGAAAGGUUGCAAAUCUAAAAACUUGGUUUGUAUAUUGUUAAUUAAAGUCAUUAAAAUUAACAA
Messenger RNA from Monodelphis domestica (gray short-tailed opossum), 17858 nucleotides. RefSeq lists its product as uncharacterized. Gene Ontology annotation, biological process: regulation of cytokine production; regulation of immune system process; negative regulation of transcription by RNA polymerase II. Gene Ontology annotation, molecular function: DNA-binding transcription repressor activity, RNA polymerase II-specific; RNA polymerase II cis-regulatory region sequence-specific DNA binding. Gene Ontology annotation, cellular component: nucleoplasm. Lineage: Eukaryota; Metazoa; Chordata; Mammalia; Didelphimorphia; Didelphidae. The record is from RefSeq and is a predicted model, not a curated record.